CUAGAGAAAAUGGAAUUAUUCUUCCCCAUCAUUAUAAUAAAUUAAUUACUAUAAUUAAGGCUUAACUCUUCUUAAUUUUGUCUUAGCUCUUCUGAUUCUAUAAAUUAUAAUUUAUUAUCGCUUUGAUUUAAAUCAUAGCCUCUGAUUUUGCUCCUCAUCUCCCUCCAUCUCUCUCUCUCUGUAGCGGUGCGCAAUUUGAUGAGCAUUCUUUCGUGAAGAAGACGCGCAAUAUUUACUGAAUUCAGUUGCAUCUCGAAAGAUCCACGCCUUCUGAUUCCUGUACCUAUAUCUGUGUUAUCAUGGGAUUUCUCACUUGUGAUGCGAUCCUGAUGAUCGGAUGCGUCUAAAUCUAAUUGCUUAGAGCUGCUAUCAAGGAUGAAACAAGGCAUUCAAGGACUAAAGAUCCCACAGGUCUCCCUCAUCCUUAUCGGUUUAGUCUGCACGACUGUGCUUGUAUUGGCAUGGACAAAGAGCUCAGUUCUCACAGCUUUCAUCCCAUCUCCGGGUCGCUUCCUGCCACCGGAUCUGGGUGAAAUUUUCAAGGGUAGCAACAUUUCAGCACAGACAACAUUGGAACAAGUUGAAUCAUUUGCUUCAUCUGAUGGGAUAGAACUAAAUGGCGAGGGAGAAGAUAGUAGUAAUAGUAAAAAUACCAAUGAUGAAGAAAAUCCCAGUAGUGUUAUGAAAAAUUGGGGGUCAGAUGAACUAUCUGAAGGAAAAAAUAAAUCCUUACAAGUAGAGACUUCUGUGAGGAACUCGUCAGCUUCGGAGUCAUCUGUCAGAAGAGAGGAAAAUGGAAUUUCAUCAUCUGUUAAUAAAAACAAAGAGAGUUAUCCGAGUGUUCUGAAAGGAACAGGAUCUGAAGAAUCGCCAGGAGGAAAAAAUAAAUCAAAAGAAUCAAAGACUGUUCCGGAGAACUCUCAUUCUGUAAAGUCACUUGUCAAAGGAGAGCAAACAGAAAACUUGUCAGCUACUACUGGAAAUAAAGGUUGUAAUUAUGCCAAAGGUAAAUGGGUUAUUGAUGAUGAUCGUCCGUUGUAUUCUGGAUUUGGUUGUAAGCAAUGGUUGUCACCUAUGUGGGCUUGUCGCCUAACACAACGCAUGGAUUUUGAGUAUGAAAAGCUUCGUUGGCAACCCCAAAAUUGCAAAAUGAAAGAUUUCACAGGACCCAAGUUCCUGCAGCGAAUGCAGGAUAAAACUUUAGCUUUCAUUGGGGAUUCACUGGGCCGACAACAGUUCCAGUCUCUCAUGUGUAUGGUAACAGGUGGGGAAGAAAGAGCUGAUGUGCUUGACGUUGGGCAUGAGUUUGGUCUUGUUAAGGCUCGUCAUGCUGUAAGACCAGAUGGAUGGGCUUAUCGGUUCCCCAUUACAAACACAACCAUCCUUUACUAUUGGUCAGCUAGUCUCUGUGAUUUGGAACCUAUUAAAGGGUCGAACCCUGUUGAUUUUUCCAUGCACCUGGAUCGCCCCCCUGCAUUUUUACGGCAAUAUCUUCAUAAACUUGAUGUACUUGUCCUGAAUACAGGACACCACUGGAACAGGGGAAAACUUAAUGCAAAUAGAUGGGUCAUGUACGUUAACGGUGUCCCUAACACUAAUAAGAAGAUUGCAGAUGUUGCGGGUGCCAAAAAUUUGACCAUUCACAGUAUUGUGAAAUGGGUUGAUGCACAGCUCCAAUUGUUUCCAGGUUUGAAAGCAUUUUUACGGUCUCUAUCACCCAGGCAUUUUUUCAACGGGGACUGGGACACCGGAGGUACAUGUGACAAUACAACGCCACUUUCCGGUGGCAAAGAAGUUCUAAAAGACGACUCUAGUGAUCCUGUGGCUGCACACGCAGUGAGGGGAACAGGUGUUAAGCUUCUUGAUAUUACUGCUUUGUCCGAGUUGAGAGACGAGGGCCAUAUAUCCCGGUACAGCAUUAAAGCCACAGCCGGAGCGCAGGAUUGCUUGCACUGGUGCUUACCUGGUAUUCCCGAUACAUGGAAUGAAAUAUUAUUUGCGCAAAUUUAAUGAGAGGAACCCAGGAUUCAGCAGAAUCGCGUUCGAGAUCUGUUCUAUGAAAGGAAGGAGCUACAAAAUGAUGGAUGCGGUCAAGCCAGAGCUGGCCAUGAGAUCACAGAGGCUCGAAUCAACCUUUAAAGAAAAAAUAGCUAUGUACUACUAAUAUUUAUAAAAUGAUUCUUUUGAUUGAGUUAUUCGUUACUAUUCUUACUAUGGAUGAGUCAAAUUGGAGAAUUAAUAGGCAUACCGUUUUAUUUUU
Messenger RNA from Salvia splendens (bonfire salvia), 2260 nucleotides. Its product is annotated as protein trichome birefringence-like 14. Lineage: Eukaryota; Viridiplantae; Streptophyta; Magnoliopsida; Lamiales; Lamiaceae. Gene Ontology annotation, biological process: xylan biosynthetic process; plant-type secondary cell wall biogenesis; xyloglucan metabolic process. Gene Ontology annotation, cellular component: Golgi apparatus. The transcript has 7 exons. Bases 376 to 2010 code for a protein of 544 amino acids. The record is from RefSeq and is a predicted model, not a curated record. Gene Ontology annotation, molecular function: acetyltransferase activity.